UACUCUCCAUCCACUCCACCAUCAUCAAUUGCCUUGCAUCGCAUUCAGAUCCGUCGAGUCGAUCAUCCAGUCGCUAUCUCCAUUACAGCCUCUACUCUACCAUCUAAUACCACCACCCACCCGUAACUCAUAAUCACCAUGCGUUUCUCCACCAUCUCCCUCGCUUUCUUGGCCGGUGCCGUCGCCGCUGCUCCUCAGGGCGACGUCCUCCCAAUCAGCCAGAUUUCCGACGGUCAGAUCCAGGCUCCUCCUGCCACUCCCCCUGCCGUCUCUGCGCCCUCUGCCCUUCCCUCGGCCGUUCCUUCGGUUGUCCCCUCUGCCGUCUCCUCGGCCUCUGGCGUCACCGAGGUCCCCCCUCUUUCUCAGGUCUCUGUCGGCACUGGCGCCGUCCCUCUCCCAUCUGCCACUGCCACCGCCACCCCCGUCGCUCCUGGCACCCCUGGCACCACCCCCAUUGUCAUUCCUCCUGGUGGCUCCAACUCCACUGUCCCCGCUCCCUCUGGCAGCGCUGCUCAGUCAAGCGGUCCCAGUGCUAGCGCCAGCGAGUCUUCUCCUGCUGGCUCCACCGCCGGCGCCUCCAGCAGCCCUACCUCCUCCAGCACCAGCGUUCCUCAGGCUGGCGGUGCCGCCGCCGGCAACAUGGUCUCCUUCGGUGGCCUUGUCCUCGCCAUCGGUGCCGCCGUCUUCGCUUAAACGCAUCAUGAGACGACCAUCACACUGCCUCCACAAACACCGACACAGCUGCAACCAGUCUGACAACAGUCGUGGCCGUAAGACAUGAAGUUUUUGCGAUCACAACCACUACUUUGUCAUACGCUGUCGUAGCCUUGCUUGUGGAGGGUCUGCGCGACCUUUUUGCUUUCAUCGUACAUCAGCAAUUGUUUUGUUUAGAGGCCAAUCACGGAGUAACAAGUCUUUUUUUUGGAGAGCAUUAUUGCCAUGAUUGGGUUUAAUUAUUGAGACGACAAGGGCCUCCACUUGGGGGAGGUUCAGGAUUGGCAUUACGAAUCCGACUUAAUGCGAUAUGUCCCAAAGGGAUACCGAACACAUUUGUUCAGUUCAUGUUUAUAGCUGGUUAAUCACCAAUGCAACAUGUCAAGGGCAUCCGAAAGGUUGUACCUGAUCUAC
Messenger RNA from Bipolaris maydis ATCC 48331, 1128 nucleotides. RefSeq lists its product as uncharacterized. Gene Ontology annotation, molecular function: structural constituent of cell wall. NCBI's taxonomy places the organism in Eukaryota, Fungi, Ascomycota, Dothideomycetes, Pleosporales, Pleosporaceae. Gene Ontology annotation, cellular component: cell wall. The record is from RefSeq and is a predicted model, not a curated record.